CGUCCCCCAUCCCGCGCCCGCACUCCGCAGAUUUCUCACGCCGCCAUGCCCCGCACGCCCGCGCCGCCCCGGCCCAGCGCAGGAGCCCCCACGCGGUCGGCGUCGGCGGACGGCGGUACUCCCGUCUCACCGCCGGCGGCUUAGCUAGCGCCUAGAGCUUCCGCACGCUUCGCCCGAAGCGCCUACGCGGUCUCUAUCUCUCACACACUCGCUCGCUCCCCCUACUGCGUGCACCGUACGGUGCGGUCAUGGCCGGCCGCCUCUUCCUGCUCCGGCGGACCACAAGUGCGUUGCGGCGGCAGACACCACGAUCUCGCUCUUUUCGCCCGUCGUCUGACGGUGGGAACUUGGCGUCUUCCCGCGGGAUGCUGGAACUUCUCGCGCCUCCGCCCUGCUCACCAUCUUAUACUUUCCGCAAGGUUUUCAACAGAAAUGUUGGGUUCUUCAGUUGGCUUCAAAGUCAUAAUCUCCAAGCCUGCCAUUGUAUCCAUACAAGUCGAUCAGUUAGUAAUGAAUAUCAGGCUAUGGAGGAGCCUCAACAAAAUCCAGGAGCGGCUGUAUCAGUUGGCGAUUCUGCUGAACCAAAACCGAAGAGGAAAAAGCUGAAAGGGAAGAGGGCAGUAACAAGAUUUUUGAAAUCCUUGAGAUGGAAAAAGAAAAAGGAGAUUCAGAGAAUGACAGCAGAGGAGAAGAUUCUGUACAAACUGAAGCUUGCUCGAAAGAAGGAAGAGCGGCUUGUCGCAGCACUGAAAAAAAUUGAACCAGAAGAUCCGUCAGAACCUACACAUGAUCCGGAAGUGCUUACACCUGAAGAACACUUCUAUUUCCUCAAGAUGGGCCAAAAAUGUAAAAACUAUGUGCCUGUUGGAAGACGUGGAAUUUACCAGGGAGUGAUCUUGAACAUGCACUUGCAUUGGAAAAAGCACCAAACUCUCCAGGUAAUUGUGAAGACAUUCACACCAGAUGAAGUCAAGGAAAUUGCCACAGAGCUAGCCAGAUUAAGUGGUGGGAUUGUGCUUGACAUUCAAGAUGGGAACACAAUUAUUAUGUACAGAGGGAAAAACUAUGUGCAGCCACCACCAGAAAUCAUGUCUCCAAAAGUUACACUGCCUAGAAAAAAGGCACUGGAUAAAUCCAAAUACAAAGAAAAGCUCAGAGCUGUUAGGCGGUACAUUCCCAGGCUUGAGCAGGAGCUUGAAGAUCUUCAUGCGCAGAUGAAGUUAGCUGGAGGGCAUAAAGGUGGUGUAGGGAAAUAUGUUACUUCAGUUUCACCAAAUGCAAACAGUAUGACAGCAAGAGAAGAAUCUUCUAUCUCAGUUCGCAAUAAAACUGUAUCUGAUCUGCUGUCAGAAAGCGCAGAGGGAUCCAAGGGGUUAGAGGAUGAAAGUUCUGAGGUUGAAGACGUCUCAGCUUCAGAGUCUAUGUCAUUUUCAGAGUCUGAGGAUCUCUCUGACAUUUUUGAGACAGAAUCAGAGGAGCAGGAAGAAGACAGCAAGGAACGCCCCUUAUAUCUGGAUAGGCUGGAUAAGUUUCCCUCAGAAAACAAUGAUAAUGAACAAGAUGAUUUUGAGGAGCAUCUACGGAAGAUCGCUUCGCUUUCUGAUAAGUCUGAUUCACCUUCGAAAGAACUAAAAGUUUCAGAGCUUGACGAGAUUGAUAAAAUAUUUCUGAGAGCUAGUUCAUUGUUGAAGAAAAGGUGAAAAAUUGGGAUUUGUAUACAAUGGUCCUCAUAUUUAUAUGCACCGUGAAAGGUAUUUUGUGCAGUUUUAAUGGCAUCUUCAGAAAGGAUUUAUGAUCAUCCAGCAAGACUGGCCAUUAUUGGGAGUUUGUUUAUGCUCACAAUCAUUUUACGGUGACCAUGACAUAAUUGGAAUUUAGUGAGGUCAUUUGAAUUUGAUACCAGCAAUCAGGUUCGUAUAGGUACACGCUUUUGUUGAAAUGCAAUGGCAUUUAUCAAAAUGGGGGGAACCCUCGGCAACUGCCAACUGCUGUUAGCUGUAGCCAUCCUAUGUAAGUGCUAAUUUUUGUAGAUUUGAAGUCUUGAUUCUAGAAGAUACAUGAGUAUCCCUUCAUGCCGAACUGGUGUAUUGCUUCAUAUGGUUCGCUUGUUGGAGAUAAUUAAUGUUGCCUUUAGUUGAGCUAGGUUCUGUGCACGUGCUAGUUGAUCUCCCAACUGUAAUUGUUAACCUAAUAUUCAGGUUUUUAACCAGAAAUGAGCUGAUUUAUAAAA
Molecule: messenger RNA, 2230 nt
Organism: Panicum virgatum (switchgrass)
Lineage: Eukaryota; Viridiplantae; Streptophyta; Magnoliopsida; Poales; Poaceae
Exons: 4
Coding region: 249-1700 (483 amino acids)
Molecular function (GO): RNA binding
Source: RefSeq, a predicted model, not a curated record